Messenger RNA from Hemibagrus wyckioides, 999 nucleotides. RefSeq lists its product as uncharacterized. The transcript has a single exon. Bases 1 to 999 code for a protein of 332 amino acids. Gene Ontology annotation, molecular function: ribonucleoside-diphosphate reductase activity, thioredoxin disulfide as acceptor. Gene Ontology annotation, biological process: deoxyribonucleotide biosynthetic process. Gene Ontology annotation, cellular component: cytosol. The record is from RefSeq and is a predicted model, not a curated record. NCBI's taxonomy places the organism in Eukaryota, Metazoa, Chordata, Actinopteri, Siluriformes, Bagridae.
AUGCUUGGGGACCGACUUAUUUCACAAUCAAGCAGUACUUAUGCUUACCGCGCUGCAUUUGAAUGUCUGCUCAAUUAUGGUAAAGAAACGUUGGAAUCACAAUUUUGCACAGGAUUAUUCUAUAAGGACACCGCAGGACAUAUGGACGCCACUGACCCCGAGGGGCGAAAUGAGGGUCUUAAGCAAAGGGUUCGAUUCACCGUUGAAAGCAACACGUUUGAUCUGAUCGGACACAUUCACUCGGAUAUAUUUUUUCAAGAUAAACUGUUGUUGAACGGUGUGGAUUUAAGAAUUAAAAUGGUUCGUAGUAAAGACGAAUUUUGUUUGAUGAAGGAAGGCAACGGAAGUUUCACUCUAAAAAUGAUCAACGCAGCCCUGUUUGUCAAGAAAGUUACCGUUUCUCCACCUAUACGAAUAGGUCACGCGAGAGCUCUUGGCACAGCCACGGCUAAGUAUCCGAUCGAGAGAGUUUGUAUGAAAACCUUUAGCUUACCAGCGGGGAGUCGCCAUUGUUCUCAAGAAAACGUCUUCCUCGGACCUUUACCUAAAAGUUUAAUUUUCAGAUUAGUAGACAACGACGCCUUCAGCGGGGCGUUCAAGAAAAACCCUUUUAAUUUUAAACAUUACGAUACAGAGUUUGUGGCUCUGUACGUGGACGGAACUCAAUACCCUGCAAAACCGUUUCAACCUGAUUUUCGAUCCGGUAAUGCGAUUCGUGAAUUCUAUUCUUUAAUUCAAGCAUCGGGAAAGCAACUAAAGGAUCAACCGUUGGCUAUAAACAGAGAAGAGUAUUCGAACGGAUAUACUUUAUUUGCAUUCAACCUCAACCCCGAGGAUGAUUGUGGUCAACAUUUGUCAUUAAUAAAGUCGGGGAACAUGGGACUGGAACUCAGAUUUCACGUCCCCCUACCGAGAACAGUGAAUCUCAUCGUCUACACCAGUUUUGACAGUAUUCUUGAAAUAAACAACCGGAGAAACGUGCUCAUCGAUUACCAGUAA